Molecule: messenger RNA, 585 nt
Organism: Laccaria bicolor S238N-H82
Lineage: Eukaryota; Fungi; Basidiomycota; Agaricomycetes; Agaricales; Hydnangiaceae
Exons: 5
Coding region: 1-585 (194 amino acids)
Source: RefSeq, a predicted model, not a curated record
AUGGGACCAGGUCGCAAUCCUUGUGUGAUCACUUUCAAGAGCUGGGGCAACAAUGUAUUCGAGCAUAGCCAGUCACAUGGUGGCAACAGGAAUUUGAAGGAUGUCGAUUUCCUCAGAUUCCUCAACUGGUGGGCCAGAACAAUCAGCUGGAAUGUCACCAUCAUUGGUGACAGCUUUGGCUCCAUCAGGAUGGUUGAUGUCUUCCCUCGUCUUUCUGCCUGGUCGGCAAACCAUGUUGUUGAGCAGCUGGUUGUACUUUUUGACAUGCACAUCGAGUUCCUCAUCUUCGUCUUCUUCAUCUUCAGCUGCAGCCGAAUUUUCAGCCUCCUGUUCUCACUGCAGCACAUGGAGGCACCCUUGUUGACCAUGGAGUGGGUUCGGUUCUUUGCAAGAUCCCUCCUCUCUUUUCAUGCCCAAAACUUGCGCAACAUGGCAAUCUCGGUGUACAGCCCUGUCAAUUCAGCCAGCAUGCCUGCGGCCUUUGAUUUUUGGCCUGGCCAAAAGAGGAUUAUGCCUCAAAUGCAAAAGUACUCCCAUAUGGACUCCCACACCACUGCAGUAGGGCACAACACAUAUCAGGCAUAA